Messenger RNA from Capsaspora owczarzaki ATCC 30864, 1239 nucleotides. RefSeq lists its product as hypothetical. The transcript has a single exon. The record is from RefSeq and is a predicted model, not a curated record. Lineage: Eukaryota; Filasterea; Ministeriida; Capsasporidae. The coding region runs from base 1 to 1239 and encodes 412 amino acids.
AUGACUGGUGCUCUUCAAGGAUUCUUUGUAGGAACAUUAGAUGCUGACAAUGGUAGUGUAGCAGAUCCAAGUAUUCAAUUCACAGAGGGUAAUGGCUUCUUCUUACCGGCUGACAAUGAAGUGGCUGUUGCCAUUGACGGUGUUGAAGUUGCCACGUUCAGUGACACGGGCUUGGGUAUUGCCGGCGAUUUGGCAGCUACAAACGUUGAAGUUAGUGGUGCUGUUGUUCUUGGUGCUGGUUCUGCUACAGUGCCAUCAAUUUCAUUCUCUGGUGAUAGCAACACCGGCAUUUACGCUGCAGCCACGGAUAUCCUUGGUUUUGCUGCUGGUGGCGCUGCAGUUGCAACUAUUUCGAGCAGUGGCAUUGGUGUUGCUGGGAACGUGUCUGCAAACUCUAUGUCCACAGCAAGUUUAACCAUGGGUGGAAACAAGAUACAAUCGUUAGGCACCCCAACAGCGACAGAUGAUGCAGCAACAAAAGGGUACGUCGACAGCGCAGUUGCCGGUGGUAGUUACUUACCUUUGGCUGGUGGUACUCUUACUGGUGCGCUUCUUGUGCCCGAUGGCAGUGCUUCCACGCCGGCGAUCGCGCUUGCAAGUGACACUGACACUGGCAUCUACAGUGAUUUAGGUGCGCUGUGUGUCUCAGCCGGCGGUACAAUGUGCGCGUUUUUCAAUGCAUUGGGUAUCCGCACCGGUCUCGAUGUCGCUGCCCAAGGCAGUGUGACUGGUGCACGGGUGUAUGCCACCACCCAGUUUCUUGCCGGAAACGGAAACGUGACAAACCCAGCGUACAGUUUUAGCGCAAAUAGCUUUGUAGGGUUGUACUCUGCUGGAACAAACCAACUUGGUGUAAGUGCAAAUUCGACCAAUGUAGCAACCUUCACAACAACUGCAUUGAAUGUGGCCACUGGGUUGAAUGUCACAGGCUUCACAUCGCUUGGAACUGGUAACACAGGGUUGAAGAUGGCAGUCUUUAUCGGAACAACAGCUGCUGGAAGUGGAGGGACUGUAGCACAGAACAUCACGAUUGACAGGAACAAGAUUGUGAGUAUGACUGGAACCAUUUUCGCGUCCAACAGCAAAACUGUUGCAUUCAACACUGGCUCGGGUCAGUAUUACGUGUAUGCUGAUGUGAGUGGCGCAUCGUCCCCUUGGGUAUUAACCGUGACCAAUGGUGCCAGUGCCACGAGUGCCUAUAGUGUUCCAUUCAGUAUCUUAAUCACCUACGUGGCAUAA